AGUUAUCAAAUUAUUCUUUGGUUUGAAUACUUAAAUAAACCUAUAAUUUUAAUUAUAUUUAACAAAUCAUUAUUUAUAGCCUAUAGCCUAUAGGUUGCGAAAGAAAUGCAAUAAUUAAUUAAUUAUUAUCCUGUUAUAUGAAGUGCUAUAAUAAGUAAAAUAUUGUUUUGAUAGAAGUGCGAGAAAAAAGUUUAAAAUACUGGCGUCGAUAUUGAGUACAAUAGUGGCCGCUCUGGCGGUCACUUUACUUGUGGUCAUUGCUUCAAAUAAAGUAUCAGCCGAAGAAAAAUGCCUGACCGACGAGUGCAUACUAACUGCGGGAUACCUGUCCAGUUCAAUGGACUUUUCAGUGGAACCUUGCGACGAUUUUUAUAAGUUUUCUUGCGGCAAAUGGCAAGAAGAUCACCCGUUCCCGCAAUAUCUAACCGGAUGGGAUUACUUUAACAAAUUAUUUUAUUCAAUGCGGACAGACCUCAGAAAAAUUCUGGAUUCAAAGCCUAUCGCCGACACUCAACCGAAAGCAAUGUCAAAGUUGUAUAACUUUUAUAAGGGCUGCUCUAAUGAAGCCAUCAGGAAUGCAAAUGGAUAUUCAGCGUUAAUGAAGAAAGUGGAUGAGUUGGGAGGCUGGCCUUCAACUGAUCCCUAUUGGAACGAAUCGGUGUACGACUGGGAGGAGGCGCUCAUCAAAUUAGUUAAACUAGAUAUCUCUCCCAUCGUUGACAUUGCAGUAGUAUUGGACGCAAAGGAUACAACACAUCCUAUGAUUGAAAUUGGUACAUUCUCCAUGGCUGCCGGUUCAAACAUCCACAGCAAACAGUUUGGGAUUAAAAGGCAAAAACCAAAAGUUAAUCACUAUUUUAGCAAUUUAAACGAAGGGAAUGAUGCAUACUUUGAUAAAAUUAAACUAAUCAUGAAUGAAAUCUAUAACAACUCCAUGCCUAUCGAUGACACUAAACUUAAAAAUGAUUUAAACGAUACGCUUUUAUUGGUUAACGAUCUUAAUAAUGCUCAGACGGCUACAUACUCAACACAAUAUUAUCAGCAACACUACAAUGAUUUCAAAUUUAAAGUCAAAGAUUUAAGUGGACAAUUUCCAUCAUUUAAUUGGUUAAAGUUAUUAACAAAAUUGUUUCCAACUCUUGAUGCCGAGGACACAGUAUUUAUUCCCGACAUAAACUUCGUACAAAAAUUUGGACAAAUUAUUGCUCAAACAGAUAAAAAGGUCCUAGCUAAUUAUUUUGCCAUUACUCUUGUAUCUCAAUUGGGAGAUUACACGACCCCUAAAAUGCAUGAAAUUUUAUAUAACGAGAAAUUGGAUGCACCGGAAAUACUGCCAAACAUAUGCUAUCAGGCAUUAGAGGAUAAACUACCUGACCUUUUAGGCCGUCUCUUUGUGGACACGUAUUUCAAUCGCCAUAGAAAUGAGGCGAUGAGUGACAUGAGAGAGAUAACCUCUUUAGUCCACCAGACGUUUGCCAAAUCUAUUUAUGAUAACGAAUGGAUGGACACGACCACCAAAAUAGAGGCCAUGAAUAAAAUCAUUCAUAUCUCAGAAAACAUUGCAUAUCCCGAGUGGACAAUGAAUGACCAGUUGUUGCUACAGUAUUAUGACUCGUACAGCGAUAUAUCGGUUAACGAUUUCUUUACAUCAGCUCUCAAUGUAAUUGAAGCCAAGAAAAUGCAGACAUUUAAUUUUCCAGCUGCGAUAGCCCAGUACCCUUUCUAUUUGAUGCACCGACCCGUUGCUAUGAAUUUGGGCUCAAUUGGGAUGAUUAUGGCUCAUGAGAUGACACAUGCACUCGACCUCCAGGGAAGUCUUUUCGACUAUAAGGGAGAUCUAAGAAACUGGUGGACAAACACUACACGAGAAAUAUUUCUCAAUAAAAGCGAGAAUAUUGCGGACAAUGGAGGUAUUCGUGAGGCAUAUCGUGCUCUUAAAGAAUACCAAAUACGAAAACCGGGAGAGUUUCAAAGAUUACCCGGGGUUAUGGAAAAAUUCACCGAGGAGCAAUUGUUUUUCAUAUCAUUUGCUAACAUGUGGUGCUCCAACUACCAGAGCGAUGCCAUUGCGGACACCCUUCGGAAACAGCCGCACCCGCCGGAGUCGGUGAGAGUGAACGGAUCGUUAGCCAACUUUGACAGGUUUACCGAAGCGUUUCACUGCAAACCGGGAUCUAAAAUGUUUAGAAAACCAGAAGAGAGAUAUCAAUGA
Messenger RNA from Oppiella nova, 2212 nucleotides. The record is from the annotation of a GenBank genome assembly. Lineage: Eukaryota; Metazoa; Arthropoda; Arachnida; Sarcoptiformes; Oppiidae.